AUGAGGAGCUGGAAACCAAACUACGGAAAGAGGUAUCAAGGAGCUCUCCGCCUCCCCGCCGGGCGGUCCCGCGGGGCUCCGCCGCUCUGCCGCGCCGCCUCCGGACAGACCCGCCAGCGGUUCGUGGAGUCUGCGGAGGAAUACCGCUUCGUGGAGCGGCUUAUUCCGCCCUCGCGCAUCCCGGUCCCGCCGAAACACGCCGGCCCCGCACCGUCAGGCUGGAUCCCCCCUGCAGACAACCCGCCGCCGCUGCCCUACAUGGUCCGCCGCUCACGGAUGCACAACAUCCCGGUGUACACCGCGACCCACGGGAACCGCAAGAUGACUCUGAUCCGGAAGGUGGAGGGAGACAUCUGGGCUCUGGAGCGGGAGCUGAAGCAGUACCAGGAGGUGACCGGCAAGGAGCUGCCCACGCAGGUCAACGAGGACAUGACCAUCAAGGUCAAAGGUCACUUCGACACAGAGCUUAAGGACUGGCUGGCAGGGAAAGGCUUCUGAAGGGGACCCUGGACCUGGACCUGGACCUGCUCCGCUGAUGGACUGGACUGCUCAGAAUCCGGCUUCACUGUCUCAGCUGUACAGUUUGUGUAAAAUUAAAUAGUAAAGACCAACCUGCUGCGUAGCAGCGUCCAUUUAUUCUCCAGAAAAUCACUUCUGUUGUCUUUGAUUCUCUUCAGGAAAAUGAACCAGCACUCAGCAUGAGACACACCUGUGGUGUGUGUCCCAGACGAGGGACAGACGCUGUAGGAAAUAUUUUAACAGAUCUUUAACUGUGGAGAAAGAAAAAGUCAGUGAAUGUUUUAAACUGCAGCUUGUAACAAAGACAUUUAUUCAGAUAAGAUAUGUACAAUAUGAACAAAAAAUGGAUGAAGUAUGAGAAUGUCAUACAGUUGAACACACACUCAUGAGUGGAUAAAACACCACAGCUCAGAGUGUGUGUGUGUGUGUGUUGUCAUUGUCUGGACUGCAACAGAGAGACGUAGUCCGAGAUUUGUGUCUUCAGUUCCUCCAACAGUUCCGCUGCAAAAAAAAACACACAUUUUAAACCAACAGGUAUAGGUGUGUGUGUGUGUGUGCGCGAGCCUGACAUACGUAAUGCGUGCUUCACUCCUCCGCUCCAGUACUGAGGUUCUGUUUGGAGCCGAUUUGCUUCUUUUGACACAGAUGCAGAAGCUUCAGGCAAUUCCUUCAGUAUUUCCAGCUCCUAAGGGGGAAA
This is a messenger RNA of Salarias fasciatus (jewelled blenny), 1216 nucleotides long. RefSeq names its product mitochondrial ribosomal protein L49 (gene mrpl49). The record is from RefSeq and is a predicted model, not a curated record. Gene Ontology annotation, cellular component: ribosome; mitochondrial large ribosomal subunit. Gene Ontology annotation, molecular function: structural constituent of ribosome. NCBI's taxonomy places the organism in Eukaryota, Metazoa, Chordata, Actinopteri, Blenniiformes, Blenniidae. Gene Ontology annotation, biological process: translation.